Glarea lozoyensis ATCC 20868 is the source of this 426-nucleotide messenger RNA. RefSeq names its product nascent polypeptide-associated complex (NAC) subunit, putative. The transcript is spliced from 3 exons. The record is from RefSeq and is a predicted model, not a curated record. Bases 1 to 426 code for a protein of 141 amino acids. Gene Ontology annotation, cellular component: nascent polypeptide-associated complex; cytosol. NCBI's taxonomy places the organism in Eukaryota, Fungi, Ascomycota, Leotiomycetes, Helotiales, Helotiaceae.
AUGCGUUUAGGUGGAAAGGGUACACCAAGAAGAAAGGUCAAGAAGGUCCACAAGAGUCAGGGAAUGGACGACAAGAAGCUCCAGACAUCUUUGAAGAAGCUUAAUGUCCAGCCUAUCCAAGCAAUUGAGGAGGUCAACAUGUUCAAGCAGGACGGAAACGUCAUCCACUUUGCUGCUCCAAAAGUCCACGCCGCCGUCCCAUCAAACACAUUCGCCAUCUACGGAAACGGAGAAGACAAAGAGCUCACCGAACUCGUACCUGGUAUCCUCAACCAACUCGGCCCAGAUUCCCUCGCCUCUCUACGAAAGCUUGCCGAGAGCUACCAAUCCAUGCAGAAGGCAGAAGGCGACAAGAAGGAGGGUGACGACGAUGAUGAUGACAUUCCAGAUUUGGUAGCAGGAUCCUUCGAGGACAAGGUCGAGUAA